Humulus lupulus (European hop) is the source of this 4536-nucleotide messenger RNA. Its product is annotated as sister chromatid cohesion 1 protein 4. The transcript is spliced from 15 exons. The record is from RefSeq and is a predicted model, not a curated record. Lineage: Eukaryota; Viridiplantae; Streptophyta; Magnoliopsida; Rosales; Cannabaceae. Gene Ontology annotation, cellular component: cohesin complex; synaptonemal complex. Gene Ontology annotation, molecular function: protein binding; chromatin binding. The coding region runs from base 645 to 4178 and encodes 1177 amino acids. Gene Ontology annotation, biological process: synaptonemal complex assembly; mitotic sister chromatid cohesion; replication-born double-strand break repair via sister chromatid exchange.
UCUCUCUCUCGCCACUCGCGUCUCUCCCAACUCAAACCUCUGAACUCUAAUUUCUCUCUUUGACUCUCCAACUCGCUCCCCCACCCGGUUCUGAUCUCUGACUCGGUUCCGCCUGACUCAGUUCCCGCCGAUUCAUACUCCGUCACUACCUUUCCCUCUCUAUAAUUUGCUUCUUAUUUCAAUUGACCGCUCGAUACUCCUUCUGUUCUAGGGUUUUCUCUACCGAACCACCCGUUUGGCGUCUGUCGAUCGUUUUCGACGCCGCUGUGGUGUUUCUUCUGCUAAAUUCUUCCUACGAAUGAAGCCUUUUUGGGAUCUGUAUUUAAGUUGAGCUUCGGUGAGCAAAGUUGGCAAGUAACGAAUGGUUGAUCGAUUCCUAUUUGGGAAACUAGGGUUACUCUGGUGUAUCACGUAAGAUUGUGCUGAUUAGGAAGCUCCUAAGCUCGAUUUUGGGUGGAUUUGGUUACGACGCAGAUGGCGUAGAAGCUGAAGUUUUUUAUAUUUGGGAUAAUUUAUUUGCAGGUGUAAUUUGGCGGUGGAAGUCAGAAAUUGUAGGACUUUAUUUUUUUUUUUUUAAAAGAAGUUCUAGUUGUAUGAAAUCUAGGUUUUUAUUGGUGGAGUAAGGUGGGGAGGGAUUUAGGAAAAUGUUUUACUCUCAGUUUAUCUUGGCCAAGAAAGGUCCACUUGGGACGAUAUGGAUUGCGGCCCAUUUGGAGAGGAAGCUCCGCAAGAAUCAGGUUGCAGACACCGAUAUCGGAGUCUCAGUAGAUUCAAUUCUUUUUCCUGAUGUUCCUAUAGCACUCCGGUUGUCCAGCCAUCUUUUACUUGGAGUUGUUAGGAUAUAUUCAAGAAAGGUGAACUACCUUUUUGAUGAUUGCAGUGAGGCUUUGCUUAAGAUAAAGCAAGCUUUUCGUUCCACUGCAGUUGAUUUGCCUCCAGAAGAAUCUACUGCACCAUAUCAUUCCAUCACCUUGCCAGAAACUUUUGACCUUGAUGAUUUUGAGCUUCCAGAUAAUGAAAUGUUUCAGGGUAACUAUGUUGAUCAUCAUGUCAGUGCAAGAGAUCAGAUUACACUUCAAGAUACCAUGGAAGGUGUUGUUUACUCAACAUCUCAGUUCGGAUUGGAUGAGCGAUUUGGCGAUGGUGAUACUUCUCAAAUUGGUUUCGACCUGGAUGAGGACCUUUUCUUAGGCAAGGUUGCUGCCCAAGAUAAUGAUGGAAUUCCAGAUGGUGAUCUGCAGGCAUCAGCUCCUCCAAUGACACCUGAAGAAAAAGAUGUAAUGCAUGAGGGCAUUGAGGGGAUGUCUAGAACUACAGAAAUAAUGGAUGUGGAUGGCACUGGGGACCAGAUUGAAGUCACUGAUGCAGAUAUUGAAGCUUUUGAGCAUGCUGAGGACCCAUCUACUCCUGGAUUUGUGGAACAUUCAAGCCUGUCCAAGUUUGAAGGGCCUCUGAACUUUGAUGGUCACUUGGAAUCAAAAGACCACGAUUUAUUAGAAUUUGAAGGACCUGAAGAUGCAGAUAAUGAUAUUAGUAAGUGUGAUGCCCACGAAACUGUUGCUCCUUUGGAGAAUGGCUGCCUUUUGAGUGAAGUGGAGACGAAACAAGCAAAUUUGCAGCUUCAUUCAGCAUCUAUUCCAGUUGCUACAGAGAACAUCUCUGCUGAUAAUGGGGUUUCAACACCAUUAGCUGCUGUUGAGCAUGAUAAACCUAUUCCUCUGGCUCCAGAGUGUUCAAAUGGAAACAUUAAUGCAGUGGAUGGUCCAGUCAGGGUGGAAGACAUACACAAUGGUGUUGUUAUAAACGAAAGAACUAGACACAUUGGUGACGGAACAGAUGUACAAUGCCCUGAAUCUCCCGGAGUUAGAUUGGAGGAAACUGUUGCAUCUCCUAGCUGCUCCCAGGUGACCACAGAACUGGAGGAUCCUGGUCGUCAGACUUCGUCAAUUGACGUUGAAACUCACAACAUGGGAGAAUCAUGCUCCCCUAGCAAUGCAUUGUUAACAAAUGUUGUUUGUCCACCUGAGUCACCUGGGAGACCAGAGGUUGUGAAUGUUGAAGGUCAGACUUCUCAAGAGCCAAUAGAAACAAAUACUUUGAAUCAUGCUACUCAUGAUUUCAUUGCAUCUAUUGAUUUUCCUGGACUCCAUGCCUGCACUCAGAAAGAACUUGAUGUAUCAUCUUUUGGAGGUGAAGAGAGCCAUUCAAUUGAUGUUAUAAGACCGGACACAGAAAAUAAACAGCUUUCUGAACCUGCUUUAUGGGUAGAGACUCCAGCUGACUGCAGGAAGUUGGAUGAAGAAAUGGCUAAUGUAGCAUCUUGUGAUAUUCAGUUAGAGAAUUUUGACAGAUCUGUGGCUUUAGACUUACCUGCCCCUGAAAAGCUGCUCUCUUUUACUGAUGGGUUUACUAGUAAACCAAAUGAUUUGUUGAUGGAGUCCACACCUAGGGUUGAUGAGAGUGGUGCUGGGAUCAAAAUUACGACAGGAAAGAAACGUAGCUUCACAGAGAGUACUUUGACUGUACAUAGUUUAAACUCGAGUGACUCGUUUAAUAUGACCAGGUUGAAUAGAACCACAGAAUCCAUUCCUGAUGAUAAUGAUUUGCUGUCCUCUAUCUUAGUUGGAAGAAAAUCAUUAGUUUUGAAGAUGAAGCCCACUCCACCUGUACCUGAAACAAUUUCAACGAAACGCCUUCGGUCUGCUCGCCGGGCUAGUGCCUCGAAGAGAAAAGUGCUUAUGGAUGAUAUGAUGGUUCUACAUGGCGAUAUGAUACGCCAACAAUUGACAAAUACAGAAGGCAUACGUCGCCUGCGUAAGAAAGCUCCCUGUACUAGCCAAGAAAUCUCAAUGAUUCAAAGACAAUUCUUGGAGGCAGAAAUUUUUAAUCAACCCAGUUUUACUGGUAUGUCCACAGCACUGAUAUUUUUGCACCAUGAGAAAUUUGAUUUGAGUAGGAUAAGGGUUUGUGAAAAUGAUCAAAGCAGUGAUCCUGUUGAAUUGACGAAGAAUGUAGAGUCUUCUGUUUUUGUCAGAAGUGAUUUGGAAACACAAUUUGUUAACAUUCCCAUUCAAAGUGAGAUUCAGCACGCUGAAAACAUUGACUUCAGAUCUCAACAUGAAAACUUGGGUGUGGUAGCUGAAAUGGAAAUUGAUGUACAAAAUAUUGAAGUGGCUGAUGCAGCAAAUCAUUCUGUUAAUGGGCUUGAGUCGUCAAUUCAGAUUGAACCUGAUUCCAAUGAUAUUGCCAACAAGAUGACAGAAAACAUUGUGCAAGGAGAUCUUGUGGAUAAGAGUAAUGGUGUAGAUGCUUCUGCACCAAUGGAUACAUCAUGCAUGUCUCCACAGAAGUUUGAAACUGAGCCUAUUGAGGAAACAUCACUAGCAGACACAAGUAAUGGGAGAGUUGAUGCUAUUGAAGAUAUUGGACAUGGUGUUGAAUUUAGUGUAGAUCCUGAGAAAGAUAAUUUCAAUUUACAUGCCUCCCUCGUGGAAACUGAGGGGUAUGAUAUUAUGCUUUCUGGGCCUGGAGAUCAAGCUGUAGAAGUACAUGAAAACAACGAUUUCAGCAUUAUGAAUCCGGAUGAGGUCCAGGCACCAGAAGAAGUACGUGAAGACAAGGAUUUGGCUUUUAGCUGUAUGCAAGCUGAUGGAGCUAACUUAGAUUCUAGUCUUCCCUUAGAACUGAAUGUGGAUGUAGAAAAUGCUCCCUUGAAUGAAGGAGAAAAUGCAGACGUCAAGGAAAUUGAUGUAAAUGAAGGAAUAACGGCUGACAGUUCUGCAAUGGAGCUUCGUGCUGAUUAUGAAGAUGAUGUCACAGUUGGAAAUGACACAGAAUUUUUGAAUGUAGAUGAUGACGACGUAGAAGAAGACUAUGAAGAUGAUGAUGAUAUGCCAGGUGCUGAAGAUACUCGUAUUCUUGAAAACACUGGAUGGUCUUCUCGAACCAGGGCUGUUGCCAAGUAUCUCCAAACCUUAUUUGACAAGGAAUCUGUGCAUGGAAAGAGGGUUCUCCCAAUGGACAAUCUAUUGACGGGGAAAACUCGCAAGGAAGCAUCAAGGAUGUUUUUCGAGACACUGGUUCUAAAGACAAAGGAUUACAUCAAUGUAGAACAGGAAAUGCCCUUUGACAACAUCAAUGUAAAGCCGAGAAUAAAGCUCAUGAAAUCCGACUUCUGAGAACUUACAUAGGAAAAGGCAGAUACAGUUUGAUACGUAGUUUGGCUGAUGAUGGUCCUUUUAUUAUCAUUUUUUGUUUCUUCACUAGAUUUUUUUUUUGUUUCUUCAAAGGGGGUGUUCUCUUUUUUCUUUUUUCUUUUGUUUUAUAAUUAAUUUUUUUCUUUUCAACGGGGGAAGGAAGGAGAAAUUAUGUCAUAUUUAGUUUGAUGUAAUUGGUAGUUUAACAAGUCAAGGUCUAAAUCUAAUGGUACCUGUGUAUCUUUGUACUAGUGACAACAAUGCUGUAACAAGGAUCUUAUGUAUAUGUAUAUAUUUGUAACAUAUUAUUAUCAUUGCAAUUGAUUAGGCUAAUUUAAUA